UGAGCGUGAUAAGAUAUCGACGUAUGUCAGUCACAGAAGGCGGUAUACGUUUCUGUGAAACCACUGAAGGUGGCAAGCCCAAAAUUGGUGGACUAAUGGAUCCAAGGCAGGGCGCGAUUGACAGACAUUCCAGGUGCCAAACAUGUGCUGGAAAUAUAGCACAAUGCCCUGGGCACUUUGGGCAUAUUGAUCUCGUCAAACCAGUAUAUCACAUUGGCUUCCUCACGAAAACCAUUAAAAUAUUACGAUGUGUUUGUUUCUAUUGCUCGAAGCUACUUAUAACUCCGUCGGACCCGAAAAUUAAAGAAGCUGUAAUGAAAACAAAAGGGCAACCUCGCAAGAGGUUGACUUUGGUAUAUGACUUGUGCAAGGGAAAGUAUAUUUGCGAGGGAGGUGAAACUAUUGAUAUCGAGAAGGUAGAACAGGAAUUUAAAAAUGUGCCUGGUCAUGGGGGUUGCGGCCAUUACCAGCCAGCUAUAAAACGGGUUGGCUUGGAUAUCAUAGCGGAAUGGAAACAUGUCAAUGAAGACACUCAUGAAAAAAAGAUCAUCAUAACUGCUGAAAGGGCAUUGGAAAUCUUUAAACAUAUAACAGACGAGGAGACCUUCAUUUUGGGUAUGGAUCCUAAACAUGCAAGACCUGAUUGGAUGAUAGUUACUGUAUUACCCGUCCCACCGCUCUCAGUACGGCCAGCAGUGGUAAUGUUUGGAAACUCCAAGAGCCAAGACGAUUUGACGCACAAACUGGCAGAUAUAACAAAAGCAAAUCGCGCAUCGGGGGUUGAGUUGGCUCGGUUAAAGGCGGCAGUAGCGCCCGAGUCGGGGGCCUGGCUACACGCCUUGCCAUCAUCGCACUUGGAGCUUUGCAGAAAUCAGGAAAACCAUUAA
This is a messenger RNA of Leguminivora glycinivorella, 887 nucleotides long. RefSeq names its product DNA-directed RNA polymerase II subunit RPB1-like. The record is from RefSeq and is a predicted model, not a curated record. Gene Ontology annotation, biological process: DNA-templated transcription. Gene Ontology annotation, cellular component: RNA polymerase II, core complex. Gene Ontology annotation, molecular function: DNA binding. The transcript has 5 exons. Lineage: Eukaryota; Metazoa; Arthropoda; Insecta; Lepidoptera; Tortricidae. Bases 24 to 887 code for a protein of 287 amino acids.